AAAAAAUAUUCAAGUGUUAGUUCCGGGCGCUGGAUUAGGAAGAUUGGCAUUUGAUAUAGUAAACCAAGAUCAAUUAGUGCCUGUUUAUAUACCAGAUGUGCUGCCUAGUAGUAUCCCACCUGAAUCUGAUUUUUCAAUGGUGGCAGGAGAUUUUACAGAAGUUUACGGUGACAAUCAACACAUAGGCAAGUGGGAUUGUAUAGUUACCAGUUUUUUUAUAGAUACUGCUAAAAACAUUAUAGAAUAUAUCGAACUCUUUCAUCGUAUUCUUAAGCCCGGAGGAUUAUGGAUUAAUAUCGGUCCAUUAUUGUAUCAUUACGAGAAUACACCCGGUGAGAUGUCGAUUGAGUUGAGUUUAGAAGAGGUUAAAAUGGUUGUGAAAAAAACUGGAUUUCAAUUUCAGAGGGAAAACAUAUUUCAAUCAACCUAUACAAUUAAUCCAAAUGGAAUGUUAAAAUAUUUAUACGAUUGUGCAUUUUGGACAUGUCUUUUGAAAAUAUCAUUUUUAUAUAAAUCUUAUUUUAAGGAUUGUUUAUAUUACAAAACAAGAUCAAACACAAUAACAUCACCAAUUGAUCCUAAUAUUUCCUCAACAAAUAUUGGUAAAGCUGUAAAGGUUAAACAAGAAUUAAUAAAUAAAAUUAAUAUGUUACCUGAGAAGCAAGUUUUUUCAUGUUCUAAAUUGCUUGAAAUAAUGGUUUAUCCAGAUGGUGAUCAUGAGGGUGAAAUUAUUUCACCAUAUCUACAAAAAAAAGCAAUGAAUUUGCUUCUAUUGACUCUGGGAAAACCAGAAUCUAGUGCCCAAGAGAUUGAAAAUAAAAUAAAAUCUAUAGAGAAGGAAAAUAAAAUAUUAACAAAAAAAAAUGAAUCUAUUACCUCUAAACAUAAAUCUUUAACAAUUAAAAUAAAAAAACAUGAAAAAGAUAAUGAUCUUUAUAUCUCAUGA
This is a messenger RNA of Entrophospora sp. SA101, 946 nucleotides long. The record is from the annotation of a GenBank genome assembly. Lineage: Eukaryota; Fungi; Glomeromycota; Glomeromycetes; Entrophosporales; Entrophosporaceae.